Molecule: messenger RNA, 1167 nt
Organism: Geodia barretti
Lineage: Eukaryota; Metazoa; Porifera; Demospongiae; Tetractinellida; Geodiidae
Source: the annotation of a GenBank genome assembly
AUGCUAUAUACCAUAGCUCAGAAGGCCUGCGGGACUGGCCAGCAUGCUGCCAUAGCUCAGAAGGCCUGCGGGACUGGCCAGCAUGCUGCCAUAGCUCAGAAGACCUGCGGGACUGGCCAGCAUGCUGACCAUAGCUCAGAAGGCCUGCGGGACUGGCCAGCAUGCUACCAUAGCUCAGAAGACCUGCGGGACUGGCCAGCCAUGCUAUAUACCAUAGCUCAGAAGGCCUGCGGGACUGGCCAGCAUGCUACCAUAGCUCAGAAGGCCUGCGGGACUGGCCAGCAUGCUGCCAUAGCUCAGAAGACCUGCAAGACUGCACCGUUAAAGCCAUUCUUCAAGAGUGCGAAUAACAAAAGCUUCGAAGUGCCAACACUCACUCAAACCAACCAAAACCCCACCACUAGUUCUUUAUCAAUCCCUCCCUGCCCCAUGGCUGUCCCUACUACGUCAACCCAUCACAUAGCGAGAAAGUUUCCGGCCCAGGAAACCUGGGACAGGUUGGAGAAGAACUCUGUCUCCGAUUCCUCCAAACGCGACCUGGAUACCCAGCCCGACUUUCUCCCUCUCUUCACCAACCACCUCAACUCUUCGGCUGCGAGCACCAGCGAGCCUACCUUCUCGACGGAGAAACGGAAGAUAAUCGCCGGGGAGAGCAUCGAGCGUUGCACCCCGUGGCGGACGAAGGAAUACAACUGCGACCCGGUAGGCCUGCACGAAGAGAUAGAAGAUUUCUUCAAAUACAUGACCCCUAGACCCUCAGAAUUUCGGAUGCGCCUCGAAGUCGCCGAUCGGAUAUCUCAGAUUCUCAGACGAAACUUCCUCCAGCUCCACCCACGCAACGCCGCAAACGACCCGGACGCGAACCUCGGCGUGCUCCUAAUAGAAUUCUUCGAGCUCUUCGGUCGCAACUUCAACUACAUGAAGACGGCAAUCACGGUCCUCGACGGGGGGUCCUACUUCUCAAAAGAGGACAUCCCGGAUCACGAAAACGCCAUUCUCUACAUCGUGGAUCCCACUAAUACCAAGGAGAACGCCAGUCGCGGUUGCUACGGCAUGUGGCAGGUGAAGAUGGCCUUCGAGCAGGCCUUCCUGAAGCUGCACAGACGCACACUGACGCGAGAGACACCAAGUCCUCGACAAGAGAGUCUGCUGGCCGAGAUCGUCGAG